AUGUCUGUCGUUCCGCGUCUUAUGACGCUCGCAGACCUCAGUGGUCCUCAAAUCAAUCGACUUGUUAACCAUGCUCAUCACUUGAAGCAUCUGUCUCUACCUUGGUUGGCCCCACAACAGGCGACCAAGAAAAAGAACAAUCUUCGUAUGCCCUCUCAGUCCCUGUUCAACAAGUCUAUUGCUCUUCUCUUUUCAAAACGCAGCACGCGCACUCGUAUGGCGGCAGAGACCGCUGCAGUUCUUUUGGGUGGACGUGCCCUUUUCCUGGUCAUCGGUGGUAUGUGCGAAGGUAUAUUCGCACGCGUCGGUGCUCACGAAGAGAUCGAGGAACUUGCGAGGUAUUCACCAGUACCUGUGCUCAAUGCUUUAUCGUCCUUUUGGCAUCCAACGCAAGUUCUUGCAGAUCUCUUGACACUCCAUGAGCAUGCUCACCUCUUCUCGCCCGAUACACCAGCCCCCUCUCCUACAAAGCCUCUUCCUCCCUUGCGACCACUCACGAUUGCAUAUGUCGGUGACUCUGCAAACGUCCUCCACGACAUGCUCGUGACCUACCCCCGUCUGGGUCACAAGGUUCGCGUCGCAACCCCUCCACAACCUCAAUACAACCCUCCCGAGCCUGUCUGGGACCGUGUCGUAGAGCUUGGGUGUGACAAGCACAUUGUCUGGAGUAACGACCCCCGGGAAGCUGUAAAAGGUGCCGAUGUCGUAGUCACCGAUACUUGGAUUUCAAUGGGCCAGGAAGCUGAGAAGGCUCAGCGUUUAACGGACUUUGCUGGCUAUCAGAUUACAGAAAGUCUCUGUCGCGAAGGUGGUGCAAAUCCAGACUGGAAGUUCCUCCACUGCCUCCCACGAAAGCAGGAUGAAGUAGACGAUGAGGUGUUUUAUAGCUCUCGAUCUCUUGUUUUCCCAGAAGCGGACAACCGGAAGUGGACCAUCAUGGCCGCGUUUGAUCUUCUGUUCGGCAAGUGGGAUAUUACGGGGGAGAAGACCUUGAAAGGUGGUGAGUAG
Molecule: messenger RNA, 1008 nt
Organism: Suillus fuscotomentosus
Lineage: Eukaryota; Fungi; Basidiomycota; Agaricomycetes; Boletales; Suillaceae
Product: Aspartate/ornithine carbamoyltransferase
Exons: 6
Coding region: 1-1008 (335 amino acids)
Biological process (GO): L-citrulline biosynthetic process
Cellular component (GO): mitochondrion
Molecular function (GO): ornithine carbamoyltransferase activity; amino acid binding
Source: RefSeq, a predicted model, not a curated record